This is a messenger RNA of Hippocampus zosterae (dwarf seahorse), 2151 nucleotides long. RefSeq names its product amyloid-beta A4 precursor protein-binding family A member 1-like. Gene Ontology annotation, biological process: chemical synaptic transmission. Lineage: Eukaryota; Metazoa; Chordata; Actinopteri; Syngnathiformes; Syngnathidae. The transcript is spliced from 11 exons. Gene Ontology annotation, molecular function: protein binding; amyloid-beta binding. Gene Ontology annotation, cellular component: plasma membrane; cytoplasm; dendritic spine. Bases 111 to 1472 code for a protein of 453 amino acids. The record is from RefSeq and is a predicted model, not a curated record.
ACCCAAUUGUUGCCUCCUAUGCACACACAGUGUGUUCACGCUGCUGUUGGACAGUCAUUUACCGUGGACAUCUGCUAAAGUUGGCAGGGUUUGGACAUUUAUUCACAGCCAUGGAAAACUUUUGGAUGGACCAAGUUGAGAAGCAUGAAGAGGCCGAAACCAGGCAGCAACAGACUCAUCACCGUGAUACAAAAGAGUGCCCUGAUACUGGCUCUACCUCUCUCAUUGGUGGUGAAUCAGAGAGCAGACUUAUUCCACAUGAUGGCAGCUGUGAAUCAUCUCCCCACAGCAAAGAUUCCAGAAGUCUUGCAUCCUUACCAACAUAUGUUGAAGUCCCAGGCCCAUGUGACCCAGACGACCUUAUUGACGGGAUCAUCUUUGCAGCAAACUACUUGGGCUACAUUCAGAUGCUAUCAGUUAAGACUCCGACAAAGAACAUCCGCAUGAUGCAAGCACAGGAGGCUGUCACCCGCAUUAAGACCCCUGAGGAUGGUGCCCAGGCGAUGACAGCGGUUGAUCUCUUCAUCUCCACUCAGAGAAUAAAAAUGCUCAAUGCAGAUUCCCAGGAGACAAUGAUGGACUAUCCUCUGCGCACCAUGUCUUACAUUGCAGACAUAGAGAACAGUGUGGUUUUGAUGGCCAGAUGCAGAAUGCCUCCACCUGAUUCUCAAGAAACUGUCAACCCCUCAGACCCGGAAGCACACAGCCACUACAAGAUGAUAUGUCAUGUGUUGGAAUCUGAGGAUGCCCAGCUCAUUGGCCAGUCUCUCGGGCAGGCCUUCAGUGUGGCUUACCAGGAGUUCUUGAGGGCCAAUGGCAUUAACCCUAAAGGUCGGACUCAUAAAGAAUACAGUGAUCUGCUUAACACUCAGAGAAUAUACAAUGAUGACCUCAUCCACUUUUCUCAGUCAGAAAACUGCAAAGAAGUGUUGCUCGAGAAAACAAAAGGGGAGAUUCUUGGUGUGGUCAUUGUGGAGAGUGGGUGGGGCUCCAUUCUGCCAACAGCCAUCAUUGCCAACAUGAUGCAUGCUGGACCAGCAGAGAGGUCUGGCAGGCUGAACGUAGGUGAUCAGAUCAUGUCCAUUAAUGGUACCAGUCUGGUGGGUCUUCCUUUGUCCACUUGUCAGAGUAUCAUCAAGGGUAUUAAACAACAGUCAAAGAUCAAGAUGAACAUAGUGAGAUGUCCUCCAGUGACAACAGUACUCAUCAGACGUCCAGACCUCCGCUACCAACUGGGUUUCAGUGUCCAGAAUGGCACUAUCUGUGGUCUUAUGCGUGGUGGAAUUGCUGAAAGGGGUGGAGUGAGAGUCGGUCACCGCAUCAUUGAGAUCAACAGCCAAAGUGUGGUUGCCACACCCCAUGAAAAAAUUGUUCGUCUGCUGUCCACGGCUGUGGGAGAGAUCCACAUGAAGACGAUGCCUGCAGCCAUGUACCGCCUGCUGACCGCCCAGGAGCAGCCAGUUUACAUUUAAAUAAAUUAUUACUUUCUGACCAAAGAUCCUUUGAAUUUCUAUUGUAACUUUCCUGUCUCCCUCUCUACUCUGACCGGCAUAUAUUCUCUAAAGUAGCGGUCCCCAGCCUUUCUUGCUCCGUUUAAUGUCAGACAAUAUUUUCAGGGAGCGGCCUUUAAGAUAUAUAAUUAGUAACUUUAACAUAUAACAAAUAACAUAUAACGAAUAACUAUAACAAAAUAUGAUAUUACCUGCAUGAAAACUGUGAUAUUUUCUAAACAUAAUAAUAAACACGAAUCAUGACACGAGGAACGUCCUAUAUGGCCACAAGGCUCUAAUGUUUAAACGUGACUUCAAAAUAAGACAUGCCACAAAUAAAAAGUGCAUGAAAAAUACGACACUGCAUCACCACAUAUCAUGCAAAAUACAAAAAAACACUGCCCCUGAUAUUUGCAUGCCACCAAGUGGCUUGGUGCCGCUGGAUGUCACGUUGAGAUAAAUCCGUAUUUUAAGUAGGACUCCUGAUCCUGUCUAUUAUAAUGAUAAUAAUAAUACGUUUUAUUUAUAAGCGCCUUUCAAGACACCCAAGGACACUUUACAAUAACAAAAAACACAAAACAAUACGGGUUGAGCAGAGGCAGCCAAAACGCGACAGUGUUCACUCAACCCGAAAGUCAGAAAGAAACUACAAGGGAGGGUG